GUAGCCAGCGGAAUAUGGACCCCCUACCUAUCUGUGGGCCUCUGCUUGGGCACCCCGACGGUGUACAUCGCGCAAAUGAGGCGGGAAGCCAACUCCACCGAAGCAGUGUCUCCUGAAAUGUCAUCUUGGAUCUCAUCAGCCUUCGGCUACGCGUCGAUCCCUGGAGUGUUUCUCCUGGCAUACCUGACGACGCGAAUUGGCAGAAAAAGGACGUUCAACCUUGUCUCCAUCAACAUGCUCGUGGUAGCUACCAGCUACUAUCUUAGCAGCACUCCAAUGCACAUCAUAAUAACUGAGAUACUCCAAGGAAUACCGCAUGCUUGCAGCGUUUCCACCUCAAUAAUAGCUCUGGUCGAGUAUACUUCCCCUGAAAACAGGGGGUUGAUGCUGACCAUAAAAUCUGCCACGAUUUUCUGGGGUAUUUGGGCAGCUAACACUGUGGGUACACUCACAAAUUGGAGGUACAUCUGCGUUUUAAGUUAUAUGAAUGCGGCAUACGCGUUAUCUUCUUUCUUCUGGCCCGAAUCUCCGUUAUGGUUAGCAAGUAAAGGUAGGUUUGAAGAGUGUAAGGAAUCACAUAGAUGGUUGAAAGGGAGGGGGGACGCCGCUGAGAAAGAGCUGGAAAAAAUUAUCAGAACGCAAAUGGAAAACGUCAAAAAGCCUUGGAGUUUUAGAAAUAUGUUUCUGUUUUUGACUUUAAGAGAGUUUUACAAACCUAUCAUUCUUUCUUCAAUAAUGAUGGUCAUGUACCAUUUAUCAGGUAAACAUGUCUUUACGAUGUAUGCUAUAGAUAUUUUAAAGAAAAUCACUAAUAGCGAAACCGCCGCGUACAAUGGCAUGUUAAUUCUGGAUGGCGUUUCAGUAUUCUGCAUGUACAUAGGCUGUGUUCUUUCGAAAUUUUUGAGGAGACGCACUCUGCUUUUCGUGUUUGGACCUUUAGCAGCUUUAUUCUUGUUUUUAAUGUCAUUAUACUUAUAUUUAGUUAAGUUGUCUAUCGUCAACGAGAACAAAUACGUGUCGAUUAUGUUACUAAUAGGUUUUUCUACAGCUAUAGGGUUAGGGCCCAUCAUUUUAGCUACUUCUUUGUAUGGGGAGUUGAUACCAGCCAACUACAAAGGGCAAGCUGUGACAAUAAUAUCCUUAAUAUUUGUGUUAAUACAGUCCACUGUACUUAAAACGUCUCCGUAUGGUUUUGUAGCUAUAGGAACUCAUGGUAUGUUUAUGUUCUAUGGUAUUUCAGUUACUGUAUGUUUGUGUGUGUUGUACAAAUAUCUACCGGAGACAAAGGACAAGACCUUGCAGGAAAUCGAAGACCAUUUCAAGAGAAAGGAAUGAAUGUAGGUAGUUAACGUUUUGACUAGGUAAAUCUAUAUCUAUCUAAAUAAUAUAAAAGGAGAAACUGACUGACUGACUGACAUAUCAACGCACAGCCUAAACGGCUAAACGUAGGCACUUGAAAUUUGGGACGUAGCUUAGGUACCGUAGAGGUGCACUAAAAUUCCCACGGGAACGGGAAUUAGCGGGAAAAUCCUUUUGUAUGAAAAGUCUAAACCGCUUAAGUUAGACGCUUGAAAUUUGGCAUGCAGGUACCUACCUUAGUAAACUUAAAGCUCAGUUACAACAGGAUAUUGCAAAAUUCCCACGAGAACGGGAGUUAGCCGGAAAAAACAUUUGUAUGAAAAAAUCUAAGCCGCGUAAGAUAGAUGAAGGGGGUAAAACGGGAUCCACGCGCACGAAGUCGCGGGCGGCCGCUAGUACUUCUAUACUAAUAUAUUAUAAAUGCGAAAGUAACUCUGUAUGUCUGUCUGUCUUGGUUUCACGCCUAAACCACAGAACCGAUUUUGAUGAAAUUUGGCAUAGAGAUAGUUUGAGUCCCGAGAAAAGACAUAUUAUUAUGAUAGUUUUUAUCCCGGUUUUUUUAUCAGGGACGCGCGCGAUAAAGUUUUUCUGUAACAGAUUUCCACGCGGGCGAAGCCGCGGGCGGAAAGCUAGUACCUAUUUAAUAUGUCACCAAUUAUGAACUCCGUCAUAUUAUAAACUGACGUAGUUAGAUUACUUACUUACAAUCUAACAUUUAACCUAACCCUCUGUUAUUUAUAAUCUCACGCGUGAUAUUUUUAACUGACGGAGUUCGUAAUUUCACUUUUAAAAUUGCAAUUGUGUUGUACCUAAAUAAAAAAAAAAUCUCCUAAUGUAAAGAAUUUAUAGGUACUACCUACUUUAAAAGUUACCACAAUUUUAAAGGUGGUGGUUACUAAGGUUUGAAGACCAGUGAAUUUUGGUCCUAAGAUGACCCACUAAGUAAGUACGCGAUUUCUAACUACACUACUAACCCGUUCGCGCUAAGUUUGCCGGGUCGUGGAAUGCGCGUCCCCUCCCCCAACCGCGAUUAAACGCAAUUAAUGUGUCUUAUUUUAAGCAAAUACAAAAUUUUUGUCAAUAAUAAUAAAUAAAAAAUAUUUUAAAUAAGCAUAGUUUGAUAAAAUUAUAGACGCUUCCCUUCGAGUGACGUCAUAUCGCCAGCGGCAAACUUAAAGCGAACGGAUUAGUAUCUAUGUCGCAGUAAGAUAGAUAAAGCCGUAAUACAUUUAUAGUUAAAUACCGUAACAUAGUUAUACGAAAGCGAUUCAUCAUUAUCUAUCUCACUAGGAAUAUAGUUAUAGAACGGUCCAAGUUUAGUAGGUCGUAGUACCUAUACUACGACCUUGCACCUCGCUCACUACAAUACGUAAUUUAUUUAUUUACUUAGUAAGUAAAUAAAGUAAGCCUAAUUAAUUAGUAAUAAGACGGCCCAUUUAGAAUACUUAGUGCUAAUUAUAAUACCUGAUAUUAUGGUUGUUACUUGACUGUUACUCGUUAUAUCAGCGCCUUAAAGUAGGUUUUAAUGUAAUUACUGUUACUUAAUCAAUUUAAUUAUUAAUUACAUUAUUAGCUAACUAGCUUUUUUAAGUAAGUAGGCCUACUAACUUUUAAGUGAACUGUACUUACUCAGAAUCCUUUUAUUCUUAUUCUUACUUAAAACCUGG
Messenger RNA from Ostrinia nubilalis (European corn borer), 3026 nucleotides. Its product is annotated as facilitated trehalose transporter Tret1-2 homolog. Gene Ontology annotation, cellular component: membrane. Gene Ontology annotation, biological process: transmembrane transport. The record is from RefSeq and is a predicted model, not a curated record. The transcript is spliced from 2 exons. Gene Ontology annotation, molecular function: transmembrane transporter activity. Bases 76 to 1335 code for a protein of 419 amino acids. Lineage: Eukaryota; Metazoa; Arthropoda; Insecta; Lepidoptera; Crambidae.